CAUUUUUUUUCUCUUUCCCUCCUCCUUUCCUUAGCUGGUGACGCGCCGCUGCUAUUAAUCAUUCACCAGCCGGGAAACAGCAAUUGCCGCCACUCGGAACGAGCGGCGCCGGCAGCCGCCUCCCUGCCGAUGCCCGCGCCCCGCAACCGCCGCGCCGAGAGCCCUGCCGGGAUGAUGCCGAACCCGGCCGGCGGCGGGAGCCUGCUGCUCUGAGACGGGGCAGGGGGGUCCGGGCAAAGGAUGCUCCCCAAUGGCACCUGCCCCAGGCUUCCGGGCGGUGCAGGCAGCGACAGCGGCGGCAGCGACAGCGACAGCGGCGGCAGCGACAGCGGCGACAGCAGUGGCGGUGGAGACGGCGGCGCCUCGGAGGAGGCGGCGGCAGGGGGCAUGGACUCGGGCGGCAGGAACUCCUCUGGAGCCCCGAACAGCACCCUGAGUGAGUCUCAGGGCAGCGCCAUCCUCAUCUCAUUCAUCUACUCCGUAGUGUGCUUGGUGGGGCUGUGUGGCAACUCCAUGGUCAUCUAUGUGAUCCUACGUUAUGCCAAGAUGAAGACGGCCACCAACAUCUACAUCCUCAACUUGGCCAUCGCGGACGAGCUGCUGAUGCUCAGUGUCCCCUUUCUGGUUACCUCCACCCUGCUGCACCACUGGCCCUUUGGCUCACUACUCUGCCGCCUGGUGCUCAGUGUGGAUGCCAUCAACAUGUUCACCAGCAUCUACUGCCUGACCGUGCUCAGUGUGGACCGUUACAUUGCUGUGGUGCACCCCAUCAAGGCGGCUAGGUACCGCCGGCCCACUGUGGCUAAGAUGGUCAAUCUGGGUGUCUGGGUGCUUUCCAUCCUCAUCAUCCUCCCCAUCAUCAUCUUCUCCAACACAGCAGCCAACAGUGAUGGAACGGUGGCUUGCAACAUGCUCAUGCCAGAGCCCACCCAGAGGUGGCUGGUGGUCUUUGUGAUCUACACUUUCCUGAUGGGCUUCUUGCUGCCUGUAGUGGCCAUCUGCCUCUGCUACAUCCUCAUCAUUGCCAAGAUGCGUAUGGUGGCCCUGAAGGCUGGCUGGCAGCAACGCAAACGCUCAGAACGCAAGAUCACCCUCAUGGUCAUGAUGGUGGUAAUGGUCUUUGUCAUCUGUUGGAUGCCCUUCUACAUUGUGCAGCUGGUCAAUGUCUUUGUAGAGCAGGAUGAUGCCACCAUCAGCCAGCUCUCUGUCAUCUUGGGCUACGCCAACAGCUGUGCCAACCCUAUCCUCUAUGGUUUUCUCUCAGACAACUUCAAGCGGUCCUUCCAGCGGCUGCUCUGCCUCAGUUGGAUGGACAAUGCUGCAGAGGAACCCAUCGACUACUAUGCCACUGCCCUCAAGAGCAGGGCGUACAGCGUGGAGGACUUUCCCCCAGACAACUUGGAGUCAGGGAGCAUGUACAGGAAUGGCACUUGCACCUCCAGGAUUACCACCCUCUGAGGAAGCAUUCCUACCCCCAGCUCCCCUACUGCUCCCAGGUGGAGGGUUGCCCUUCCCCUUGGCUUGUUGGGACCCUCCAGGCCACUGAGUUGAGCCUGCCUCCAUCAAGCCCAGCAUCCAGGCUCAGACUCCCUCUGACUGAAAAUGACCCUGCUCAACAUCUGUCGGUACGUGCCUCCCCCAUCAGAGGUUAGAAAUGCUGGAAAAUGUCCCCCAACACACAUCUUGCCCUCCCCCAGGAAGGAGCAAGUAGCCUCUCUCUGCACCUACCCUUCUCUCCCCCUGGAAUAAAAUAGAAAGCAGGAAGGAAGAAUUUUCUCCCCCUAGAAAAUAAGCAACAUAGUCAUGGAGCUGUUUUCCACCUCACUGGGGCUAUACUCAGCAGAAGCCGAAGCAGAGCAGAAAAGGUCUUAGGAAAAAAAUCUGAUUAUUGCUGUGCUUCAGAGCUGCGCGGCAGGUUGCUGAUAGUGGGAGAUAAACAGUCCUGUGACUCACAGGGAGCAGAGCAGUGAGCCAGGAGUUGGGGGGGGGAAAUGCCAAACUGGAAAUGUUUGAAUGUGUCCAUACAUACAAUAAAGUGUGCUAAUAAUAAAGUUUAAAGAGAGCACUAGACUGUGAAACUGCUGUCUUGCACCUGCUCCAUCAGCUGCAAAACAGCAAUGAAGGGAGCUGAGACAGUAUUUGAGUCACCUCGGUGGCUGCAAAGUCACUUUAGCCUACAUGGAAAAAGAGGGAUCCAUUUCAAAAUCUCCAUCUGGAUCUGAAAUAAAUACCUGACAGAAAAAGUAGCUGUUUGGUAAUAGCUAUUACCCUAGCUCCAGUUUCUUCUGUUGCACUACAAAAUAUAAAAUGUGUUUCGUAUGUUGCCAAUGUAAUAUACUGAUCCACAGUUUCUCAAUGUUUCAUUUCUGAGAAUUCUUGUUUUUAGUGUGUGCUGGACGUCUUGUUUGAUUUUUUAUUUUAUUCUUGUCACUGUGUUGUGAACGUGUUUUUCUGAAGCAAUUUAUACUUUGUACUUAUGUCUAUGGUGGCUACUUGCAAGGUUGCAUUUAAAAUCCAUGAUGCUCGAGAAGGCUCCUUUUCAGAUAAAAACAUUGUCAUUUUUCCUAAUUCUUUCAUCUGCAUUGCCUCCCCUCAGAAAAUCCUCUCUUGAGUUUUCUCUCUUCCCCUCUUAUGACAGAACAAUUUUCAUAUAGACAAAUGAAGCUUUCUUUGAUAAAUGACAGCUGAUUAAACAAAACCUUCUGUCCCUGCUCCCUCUUAUCCCAGACAUAAGAAGCAGUACAGACUGUGUUGAAACAAGCAGCUAUGUUUUUUUGCUUUCCACCACCUAUGCUAACAGUGUCACACAGUGGCAAGUGUCCCAGUAGCUGUGACAAAUCACUUCUCUAGCACAAUACUGUGGUUGUAUUAAUUAUAACUACUGGCAAUCUGAUGCAAGAGAUUGGGAAAAAAUCUCUAGUAGCAGCAUACCCAUAGCAUUGUACAUGUAGCUACAGUGCUUAAGUACGGUGUUCAGGGUAAGGCUGACAGUUAAGGCAUCUAGGAUUUGUGGUGGUGGACUUACUACAGGGUUUUGUUAAAUUAUACCCUUUAACUUUUCUCAGCAGCAAAAAGCAGGAUACUACUUUUAGGUACUGUCUAAUGAAUGUAUAAAUUUAGUAUUUCAAAGUUGUCUGAUUCAAAGUCCAUAAAAAUGAGAGAAAAAAAUCCUAACUCACUUCAAUGGACUUGUGAGUCAGCUCCUUUGAGUUUAAAAACUGCUAAUGUGGAAACUGUUACAUCUUUAUUAAAAUAUUUCAUUAUAAGCUUUAAUAA
Myiozetetes cayanensis is the source of this 3276-nucleotide messenger RNA. It is a transcript of the gene SSTR1, whose product is annotated as somatostatin receptor 1. Gene Ontology annotation, cellular component: neuron projection; membrane. Gene Ontology annotation, biological process: neuropeptide signaling pathway; cellular response to estradiol stimulus. Lineage: Eukaryota; Metazoa; Chordata; Aves; Passeriformes; Tyrannidae. Gene Ontology annotation, molecular function: somatostatin receptor activity; neuropeptide binding. The coding region runs from base 241 to 1458 and encodes 405 amino acids. The record is from RefSeq and is a predicted model, not a curated record. The transcript is spliced from 2 exons.